This is a messenger RNA of Kluyveromyces lactis, 4383 nucleotides long. RefSeq names its product chromatin-remodeling histone chaperone SPT6 (gene SPT6). Gene Ontology annotation, molecular function: histone binding; nucleosome binding; DNA binding. The transcript has a single exon. The record is from RefSeq and is a predicted model, not a curated record. Gene Ontology annotation, biological process: nucleosome organization; mRNA transcription by RNA polymerase II; transcription elongation-coupled chromatin remodeling. Gene Ontology annotation, cellular component: transcription elongation factor complex. Bases 1 to 4383 code for a protein of 1460 amino acids. Lineage: Eukaryota; Fungi; Ascomycota; Saccharomycetes; Saccharomycetales; Saccharomycetaceae.
AUGUCUGACAAAGAGGACGAAAAGCAGUCUCAGCCCGUUUUGAAGGACGACAAACAAGACCAAACUGAGGAGCCUGCUAUUGACGAUAAUGUCAAUGGAGAUGAAGGCCCAAGUGACGAAGAAGAAGGAGACGAUGUGUUUGAUUCCAGCGAAGAAGAUGAGGAUCUAGACAACGAUGAAGAAGAAGCUCAGAAGGUGAGGGAGGGCUUCAUUGUUGAUGACGAUGAAGAAGGUGGAGAAGAAGAUGAAGUCGUCAAAAAGAAAAGCAGGAGAAAGAGACGUGCUCGUGAAGAAGAAAAUGAAGCCUUAGAUGAGGAUGAUUUAGACCUUUUGAUGGAGAAUGCUGGAUUCAAACGUCCGUCAGCUUCAGAGGCUGCCAAACAACGUAGCGGUAAAUUAAAGAGAUUAAAGAGGGUCGGUGAUGAUGAAGAAGAAUCGGCUUCGGCGGAACCAGAGUCUGAGGUGGCUCGUACCAAUAAACUUGACGAUUUCUUCUCAGAAGAAGAAGAAGAGGAAGAAUUAGAAGAUGAUGGUACUGGCAGAGCUCCAAGCAGAAAGGGUGUAGAAAAAACAGUCACUUUGGCUGAUGAUAUGGAUGAUUUCAUUGAGGAAGAUGAGUUUUCUGACGAAGAUGAAGAAGCUAGAAAGUUUAGAAUCGCUGAAAAGAAGAGAAUUAAGGAACAAAGGUUGGCCCAGCCUACACAGAUUACUGGAUUAUCUCCUGAUAAAGUGGAUGAAAUGUUUGAAGUUUUCGGUGACGGUCAUGAUUAUGAUUGGGCUCUUGAACUCGAAAAUGAAGAAGAACUGGAUCGGCUUGAAGAAUCUUCAGAAAACGAACAGGAUGAAAAUGAGCUCGGUAUCGAUUCCAAAAGGAAAAAGAAGCUUACUUUGCAAGAUAUUUACGAUUUGCAAGAUUUGAAGAAGAACUUGUUAACUGAAGAAGAUAUGAACAUCAGAAAGGCAGACAUUCCAGAGAGAUACCAAGAGUUGAGAACAGGAUUGAAGAACUACGGUAAACUAUCGCCAGAAGACCUUGAGCUUGAAAAGAACUGGAUUAGUGACAAGAUUGCAGUAGAUAAAAAUUUUGAUGCCGAUUACGAUACUACGGAAUUCAAAGAAGCCAUUGGAAAUGCUAUCAACUUCAUUCAGCAGGAAAACCUCGAGGUUUCAUUCAUUUAUGCUUACCGUCGUAACUAUAUCUCUUCAAGAAGCAAAGACGGAUUUGUGCUAAUCGAAGAUGACUUAUGGGAUAUUGUAUUUUAUGAUACCGAGUUCCACAGUAUCAUUUACAAGAGGGACUACGUGAAAACUUUCUACGAAAAGCUGGAUAUUCAUGAUCCAAUUGUGGAUGAAUACUUCAGCAAUCAAUCCAUGACAGAGUUGAACUCCUUACAGGACAUUUAUGAUUACGUUGAAUUCAAAUAUGCGCAAGAAAUUAAUGAUGUACUAUUGUCCACGCAGCAGGACGCAACAUCCAAGAAGCAUUUGAAAAACUCAAGUUAUGAAAAGUUCAAGGCCAGUGCAUUAUACCAAGCUAUCAAUGAUACUGGGAUUACUGCAGAACAAGUUGGUGAAAAUAUCAGUGCUGAGCAUCAACUUCAUCCGGUUGUUGAUCACCCUUCAUUGAAACCUACUGAUUCAGUAGCAAAUAUUUUAGAAGGACCAGAGGCCAAGGAUCUUCAGAUUUUCUCCCAGAAUCCUAAAUUGGCGUUAGAAACAAUCGAAAAAUACUACGCACUAGAGCUUUCUAAAAAUCCUAAGGUAAGGCAAAAGAUCAGAGAUGACUUUUACAAGUACUAUAUUGUGGAUGUUGCAUUGACUUCAAAAGGUAGAAAAGAGAUUCAAAGAGGUUCCCCAUACGAAGAUAUCAAAUAUGCUCUUGGUAGAACUCCAGCCCAUUUCCGCUCAGAGCCAGAUGUCUUCUUACGGAUGUUAGAAGCCGAAUCUUUGCAUUUAAUGAACAUUCAGAUUCAUGUGUCUUCUCAAGAUCAAUAUACUAAUCAUCUUUUCCAAACAUCUCUCGAAACAAGUAACACCUCAGAAAUCGCUUCGGAAUGGAACUCUUUCAGAAGAGAUGCUUUUGACUCUGCUCUAAACAAGGUAUUCUCUGAUGUCAGCCAAGAAAUCAAAGAUGAAUUGAAGAAAACAUGUUUGCGUCUGGUUACAAAAUCCGUCCGUCAUCAGUUCAUGUUCAAGCUUGAUCAGGCACCAUUCAUUCCUAAUCCAAAGGACCCUAAGAUUCCAAGAGUUCUAACCAUCACUUGUGGACAGGGUAAAUUUGGCUCUGAUGCGAUCAUUGCAGUUUAUUUGAACAGGAAGACAGAAUUUGUAAGAGACUACAAGAUUGUUGAAAAUCCAUUUGAUAGAAAAGAACCGGAGUUGUUCGAAAAUGCAUUAGACGACAUCAUUCAGCAUUGCCAGCCAAACGUCAUUGGUAUUAAUGGUCCAAACCCAAGUACGCAAAGGUUAUACAAAAAGAUACAGGAGAUUGUUCAGAAGAAACAAAUCGUCGAUAAUAGAGGAUCUCAUGUUCCAGUUAUUUACGUUGAGGAUGAGGUUGCUGUGCGUUAUCAAUCAUCAGAGCGUGCGGCACAAGAAUUCCCAAGCAAGCCUACAUUGGUGAAAUAUUGUAUAGCUUUGGGUCGUUAUAUUCAUUCUCCAUUGUUGGAAUACGCUAAUCUAACAAAUGAAGAACUGCUAUCUUUGUCAAUACACAGUCAUCAGUCCCUAUUGACUAGGGAGCUAUUUUUACAAGCCUUGGAAACUUCUUUCGUAGAUAUUGUGAAUUUAGUUGGUAUUGAAGUAAACAAGGCUACAGACAACCAUUACUACGCCAAAGCAUUACGUUAUAUUGCUGGCUUUGGAAGACGUAAGUCUGCUGAUUUCCUUGAAUCAUUGCAAAGAUUAAAUGAGCCAUUAUUAGCACGCCAACAAUUGAUUACUCAUGAUAUUCUAACGAAAACCAUUUUCAUGAAUUCUGCUGCAUUUUUGUAUAUAUCCUGGAACGAAAAGAACCAACGUUACGAAGAUUUGGAACAUGAUCAACUAGAUGGCACUAGAAUUCACCCAGAAGAUUACCAUUUGGCUACCAAGGUUGCUGCUGACGCCUUGGAAUUUGAUCCUGAUGCUAUUGCAGAAAAGGAAGAACAAGGUACUAUGAGCGAAUUUAUCGAAUUAUUGAGGGAAGAUCCAGACCGCAGAACCAAACUUGAGUCUUUGAACCUCGAAGCGUACGCAGAAGAACUUGAAAAGAAUACAGGUCAAAGAAAGUUGAACAAUUUGAAUACUAUUGUCUUGGAACUUUUGGAAGGAUUUGAAGAACUAAGAAAUGAUUUCCACCCACUACACGGUGACGAAGUCUUCAAGAGUUUGACAGGUGAAUCUGAAAAAACCUUCUUCAAGGGAUGUAUCAUUCCAGUUAGAGUGGAAAGAUUCAGACAUAAUGACAUAUAUGGUGUCACAAAUUCUGGUGUCGAGUGUGUUAUCAAUGCACAACGUCACAUAGGUGCUCAGUUGAAAAGACCUGCUGAAGAAGUUUAUGAAAUUGGAAAAACCUACCCAGCUAAGGUUAUUUAUAUCGACUAUGAUAACAUAAGUUGUGAAGUAUCAUUGUUAGAACACGACAUUAGACGCCAAUACGUUCCUAUCCAUUACAGCAAGGAUCCAAGCAUUUGGAACGUCGAACAAGAAAUGAAAGAUCAAGAAAUUGAGAAGAAGCUUGCUUUAGAGGAAGCUAGAGCUAAGAGAACUCACCGUGUUAUUAACCAUCCAUACUAUGGUAAUUUCACCGGUCCUCAAGCAGAAGAUUAUCUCAGAAGUAGAGAACGUGGUGAUUUCGUUAUCAGACAAUCUUCUCGUGGUGAUGAUCACCUUGCCAUUACAUGGAAGUUGGACAAAGAUUUGUUCCAACACGUUGAUAUCCUGGAAAAGGACAAGGAAAAUCCAUUGGCGUUAGGUAAGACUCUAAUAGUGGAGGAUCAAAAAUAUCAUGAUCUAGAUCAAAUCAUCGUUGAAUAUUUGCAGAAUAAAGUGAGGUUGCUAAACGAAAUUACUUCUAACGAAAAGUUCAAAAAGGGAACCAAGAAAGAAGUCAUCAAGUUCAUCGAAGACUAUUCGAAGGUGAACCCCAACAGAUCCGUUUAUUAUUUCAGUUUCAAUUACGAACACCCUGGAUGGUUCUACCUAAUGUUUAAAAUCAAUGCCCAGUCCCAACUAUACGUAUGGAAUGUUAAACUUACACAUACUGGGUUUUUCUUGGUUAAUUACAACUAUCCAACUGUGAUUCAACUCUGCAAUGGUUUCAAAACUCUUCUCAAAUCCAGUAGCAGAAACAAGACCCAAGACAACAACAACAACAACUCGGGAGGCUACUAUGGAUAUUGA